UCGAUAGUUGACUUCGACUUGUCAGUGCAUAAAUUUACUUUUUUAGAAUAUUAAAAAAUAUUAAAAAAAAUCUAAAUAAAUAGAAUACAAAAUAUCCAAUUAUUGGACAUCAAAACAAAACUGGGACAUGUGGAUUGCCUAUGUGUCCAAGUGGCCAAAUGAUAAUACAAGCCUGAACUGCUUCUAAAGUAAGAAGAAGAAUCUUUUGCAACUGUCAGAGAAGGAAGAACACGCGAAGGAAGUACGGAAACAAUUAAGAGUCGCUUUUGAGAUAUCAAUUUGGUGGCUUGGAGGUGCAUUUUGCCCAUUGCAUAUCGUUCCCACAACCAAAUACUCGGAAAAUGCCAUCCAAGAAGAAAAAGUAUAAUGCGCGUUUUCCAGUGGGACGCAUCAAAAAAAUCAUGCAAAGUGACGAGGAAGUCGGCAAAGUGGCUCAAGCUGUACCCAUCAUAAUCUCUAGGACAUUAGAGCUGUUUGUGGAAUCACUUUUAACAAAGACCCUAAAGAUUACCAAUUCACGUAAUGCCAAGACGCUGUCAACAUCACACAUGAAACAAUGCAUUAUGUCGGAACAACGCUUCGAUUUUCUACGCGAACUGGUAAGGAAUAUACCAGACAUCAGUGUAGCAGAAGAGGCGGCGAAUUAUAUUGAGGAAGACAAUCACAGUUCUCCAGAUGAUCCAUAUGGCGAUUCGGAUACACCCUUUGACUUGAGUAUGCCAUCAACAUCCGCGGUAAGGAGUUCGUUGACACGCCAUCAUCAGCAGGGUAUGGCAACAAAUGGUCAAAAUGGUGGACAUGGCCACGAGUAUCCCAGAAAUUAUUUGAAGAGAUCAGUGAGUUCCAAUGCCAAUUCCGUUAUUAUGCAUACCACAUCGUUGGCAAAUGCCACUGGAGUUGGUUACAGUUCAACAGAGUGUUUGCCGCCAAAGCUUUCACGUUCCGAAUCAACUCCAGUUCCUCCUCCACCUCCUACUCAUCCCCAACAACAAACGUCCACGCUGCCGCCAGCGUCGUCACAUCCACGACUGAAACAUCAAUCAUUUUCAAUGCCGUCUAGUUGCAUUUCGAGCAACAAUAACAAACCAAAUAACUUUCCACAGCAACUACGACCGCCCUCACAACAGACUGCCAUACCCGCACCAAUUGUUAGCAUUGACUACUGCAAUAAGCCUGUGGUAAAAAUCGACUACAGCAAUUUGCCACAAAUCACUUCGAAUGCGGCGACAUCGGCUCCCAUGAGUGCGCCCGCCAGUAUGUCCAGCAAUGCUAGCGCGUUCAAUUUUACAGCAGAACCAGUUAUCAAUAUUGACCUCUCAAAUAUUGUGACGACAGUUGGCGGCACAAACACAAAAUCAUCGACACCUCCGGUGGCCACAAUAAGCAUUGGCACCACCCCACAACAAUCUCGUAAUUCCAAAACAGCAAUGGCGGAGCCAUUCGAUUCCUCUUCGGCAAACGUAAAGCCUGCUGCAACCAUGACGACUAGCACAGUGGUAAAUAGUGGUAACAGUUCCUGUCUGGAACUGGACGAAGACUAUGACAAUAUAUAAGGAUGCUGCUGCCUAUAUACUGCUGUGCGAUAUAAGCAAUCGGAUUUGAUGUAGACUUGAAAAUAUUUUCGAAAUACAUAAUCGUUUACGUCGAGCUUGUGUGGGCCGUGUUGAUCAAACCACAUUGAAUGUUCAAAACUGCGUUUUGUAAGAGAAACAAAAACAAACAAAAAAUAAAAACCCCCAUCCCAGAAAACAAACUUUCAAUUCCCAUUGAUCCUUUUUUCUACCCUUUUUCCGAUAUUGAAAUGAAAUGCACUGAUUCAAUUUAUAGAUUUGUUUUCUUUGCUUUAAAAUGUAUUUUCUUGAUUUUGAUGUCCAUUGAUUUACACUUUAAAUGAAUAAAUAUAUGUAUGUA
Musca domestica (house fly) is the source of this 1911-nucleotide messenger RNA. RefSeq names its product dr1-associated corepressor homolog (gene NC2alpha). Gene Ontology annotation, cellular component: nucleus; negative cofactor 2 complex. The record is from RefSeq and is a predicted model, not a curated record. Gene Ontology annotation, molecular function: RNA polymerase II general transcription initiation factor activity; protein heterodimerization activity; core promoter sequence-specific DNA binding. The transcript has 3 exons. Bases 342 to 1553 code for a protein of 403 amino acids. Gene Ontology annotation, biological process: transcription by RNA polymerase II; negative regulation of transcription by RNA polymerase II; positive regulation of transcription by RNA polymerase II. NCBI's taxonomy places the organism in Eukaryota, Metazoa, Arthropoda, Insecta, Diptera, Muscidae.